Molecule: messenger RNA, 2330 nt
Organism: Diabrotica balteata
Lineage: Eukaryota; Metazoa; Arthropoda; Insecta; Coleoptera; Chrysomelidae
Source: the annotation of a GenBank genome assembly
UCAAAUGUCAAAUCAGAUCGAAAAAGUAGAAUUUUGCCGAUGGGGUCUGUAGUGCUUCCAUUUCAAUGAAAUGUUUCCUUUUCAAUUUCUAGAUUAUUAAUAGGUUACUUGUUAAUACCAGCUUAGAAUUACCGAAAUUGUAAUGUAUUCAGGAAGCGAUUCUAACGAGUCCCAAAAGUAUGCUCAGUGGCCGCUUAAUCCAGCAUCUUUUCAAAACGUACCGGGUGAACAAGUUGAUUGGGCAGUCUUAGCACAGCAAUGGAUUAUGAUGAAAGAGGCAGGUCCGCCUCCGAUGCCCACAGAACCCCCUGUAGCCCCUAGCAAGAAAAAAGCUCACCGAGAAAAGGAACCAGAUCCAGGAAACGAUAAAGAACCGCCGCCUCCACCGACGUGGAAUUCUAAUGAGGGUGCUCCAACACCAGGAACGGAAGCUUGGAAUUGGAAUACACAAAACCAAUCGUGGAAUUGGAAUAAUAGUUGGACUUCUCCAGUUCCACCCCCUGCUCCAACAAUUAGUGGAUUGAAAGCACCAUUGUUACCUACUCCUGUUAAUUCAUAUGCUGAACCUCCUGAAACUGUUACUGAUAAUGCAGUGCCCUUUGGCAGUAACUCAAAUUCUAAUAGUUCUCAUUAUUGGAACAGCUCUUCAACUUCUUCCAAACACAUAAAACCGCAUAACAAAAGGUAUAGCAAAGUGAAUGUACCUCUUAGACAAUCUACUGCCCUCCCCCCUAUGCCAGUUUCACCAAUUGAUGCAGGCACAGUAACUCCUGCAUCUUUAGAUACUGCCAAGAGAAAGCAAUUACCAGCCUGGAUCAGGGAAGGUUUGGAAAAAAUGGAGAAGGAGAAAUUAAAGCAAAUUGAAAAGCAGAAGGAGAAAGAAGAGAGGGAAUCAUAUAUGGAACAAACUAAACAUUCUAAUAAAGAAACUAUGGAAAUUUUAAAAUCUACAAUGAAAGAAAGACAAAAAAGUAGAUUUGAAAGUGAUGGGGAAAACUCUGAUAAUGAAAGCAAAGUGAAAAAAAAGAAUAGGACUCCAGAACCAAUGCCCUUAACACAGGAAGAAUUGAUGUUGAAAGUGCGAAGGACAAUGACUGAAAUAUUACUAAAUGUGACAAAUCGCCAAAUAGAGGCAGUGUGUAAAGAGGAAUUGCAACGUUUUGUUAAAAAUCGCAAAGCUUCAGAAGCAGCCACAGCACCCAGCAGUGGUGCCACCAUUAGAGGUCGACUCGGACUGGGUAUGUAUGGAGGAGACGAUUCGGGAAGUAGUUCAGAGGAUGAGAGAGAUAGAGGCGUUUACAGGGAUUCUGAUGAUGAGUUGAGGAAUGCGAUCAAACGAAAAGUGAGCGAUUUUCAAAAGACCGAACGGGAAAUAGAAGAGAGGUUAGACGAAGCGGAAAGGCGGAAGGAAGGCAGCGCUAGCAGAUCACCAAGUCCGGAAUCCAUCGAUAACGAUUCACAGGUAGACGCUAGAAGUCAAGAUCGCAGAUAUUCCCAACACGAUACGAGAGACGCAUCCCCCGUGUAUGAAAAACAGAAACCACAAUCCAGUUCCUCAUCUUCACAAGAAGAUAGUUCUUCGUCGGACGAAUCGAAAAGUUCAUACAAAAGAUCUAAAAAGAGAUCGCCCACUCCCGAAAGAAGACACCGCGUAGCUUCGUCUCGUUGGUCCAAGUCUCCUUCAUCAAGGAGAUCCAGACGGGAUUCGAAUAGUCCGAACAGAAGAGAUUCUGUAGGAUCAAGGAAGAAAUCGUCUUCUUCUAAGCGAUCGAGGUCUAGAUCAUAUUCCAGAUCGCGCAGGUCUAGAUCGUCUUCGUACAGACGAUCAAAAAGAUCGCGAUCGCGAGACAAAUCGAGAAGAUCCAGAAGUUCGACUAGAAGCCGGUAUUCAAAAAGAUCACCUUCUAGUUCGAGAUCUGACAGAAAGAGGAGAAGGCGCUCGAGGUCAGAUAGUAGCAGUAGGGGUAAGAGAUCUCACAGACAUUGAUCGACAAUUGGAUCCCAAAAGGUGUCAUGUGAGCACUGGGAAGUGCCUCUUCAGAAUGACAGUUCAAUGGUGAUAUUUAUGUAUAUUAUUAUAUAAAUUACAAGUGCACAUUUAAAUAAUUGAUUAAAGUAGUUUUUAGACUUCUUAAAAUUCUUGUAUAAUAUUGUCUCUUUUGUUAGAUUCGUAGGAAUCAAGUUUUACUAUAUAAACAAAACAUGUUUUCAAUGUUUGAUUUUUAAACAAAAGCAAAAUAAAUGAAGAUGUUGAUUCCCAUUAAUUCAAUGAAUGUUUCGGAUCAGGUUUAAAUGAAACCCAAUAAUGUAUUAAUAUAAUUUUAUUUGAC